Carassius gibelio (silver crucian carp) is the source of this 5397-nucleotide messenger RNA. It is a transcript of the gene prkcea, whose product is annotated as protein kinase C, epsilon a. The transcript has 15 exons. The record is from RefSeq and is a predicted model, not a curated record. NCBI's taxonomy places the organism in Eukaryota, Metazoa, Chordata, Actinopteri, Cypriniformes, Cyprinidae. Gene Ontology annotation, biological process: protein phosphorylation. The coding region runs from base 1413 to 3188 and encodes 591 amino acids. Gene Ontology annotation, molecular function: diacylglycerol-dependent serine/threonine kinase activity; ATP binding.
UGUGCAUGCUAAUGACCAUAACUAGACUGCCGUCUGCAGGCUGUCCUUGAGCUUGUGUGAUGACAGCAGCUUUGGAAAGAGCUUUCAAGCUGGCGAUGGCUGGACAGGCUCACAAACUCACAUGCACGACCAGCAAAGCAGUCUUGCCAACAUUGUUUAGCAAAGCAUGACACCGGUUUCCUGGAGAGUGUCAUCAGGGAGAGUAGAACACACCGCUCCAUCCUUGUGCGUUCAGACAUACACACACACGCAGUGGCCUUUCCUUCCUCUGCUAAAUUUAGUUGCCGUUGCACCUCUGAGACAAACACACUCAAGGAGGCUGCUGUUGAAUGGAAUCUCAUGACAUCACAGGAAGAGAGGCAGAGGGGGGAGGGGCCACGUGACUGAAUAACAGACAUGUCAUCACCCUGUUAGCAUUUCAGAUGACAUCAUCAGCAGUUCUGCAUUUGAACUUUCGUCUUAAAGGGACUUCUGGUUAUAAUUUCAUCAAACGGCCACUGGUCUGAUAUGUUCAAGAGGGUGGUUUCAAAAGUGCAGCAAAACUUGAUGAUUUCAUCAGGAGUGGAAGGAAUAAAUCUGUUUUUCCCCCUUCCAGCUGAGAGAGCAGGUUAAACUCGGGGCAAAACGACAGAAAUGCAACCCCCGCGGCACAAACUGUGACUGAAAUCUGGGCAGGCGAAAUCGUUUCUGCUGGAGAGCCCAUCAAAUGAGCUUGUUCCGUUCCUCAUGUCCUAAUUCCUGUGUUCAGGAAGAGGCUAGGACCAGGAGUGCUGAUCUGGCACUGGGUCUGCCGUGUCCCUGAUGAUCUAGAUCACUGUGAAGAGAAAAAUAAAACAGGCCUCCUAUUUUGAGAUGCUCUAUGAAUGCAGCUCGAUAUCUCUCUCUUCAACACCUCCAUCCACCUCCACAUAUGCACCGCGGGGCCUGUGUUCUCGCUCUCUCUCUCUCUCUGCAUAAUGAGAUUAAGAUGUGGUUUCCUGACAUUGUGGAUCUCCUCUCCCCCCACGCCGAGCUGAUGGCGAGUGGGUGUCGAAUCUCGGCUAGGCGUCGGGCCCGCGUGGGGUCUGCGUGGGAUGCUCGGGAUGUGCUGCACUGGCAGGAAAUUGUUUAAAAAUGAGUUAUAAAACCCAAGCAGUUUCCCUGCCAACUCUCUGCCACCCUCCGUCCUUUGAGACAACAAAAAGAGGCAGAGAGUAGGAAGUUAGCGAGCGCAUUGUGCAUGGGGCCCAUCCCUGUAGAGGAGAUUCACAGAGGGAAUCUAUUACAGGGAUCGUGAACUUUGACAUCAGCUCAUAAAAGUGAAGAUCGACUUGGAGCCAGAGGGCAAAGUGUUUGUCAUCAUUGAUCUGUCGGGAUCCUCCAGUGAAGCUGCAUCAUCCAAUGAAAAUGAGGAGAGAGUGUUCCGUGAGCGGAUGCGUCCACGGAAACGGCAGGGAGCGGUCCGGAGGCGCGUCCAUCAGGUCAAUGGUCACAAAUUCAUGGCCACUUACCUGAGACAGCCCACCUACUGCUCCCACUGCAGAGAUUUCAUCUGGGGUGUGCUGGGGAAACAGGGGUAUCAGUGUCAGGUGUGUACCUGCGUGGUCCAUAAGAGAUGCCAUGAGCUCAUUAUAACAAAAUGUGCUGGCUUGAAGAAACAGGAAGACACUCCUGAAGAGGUUGGCUCCCAGCGCUUCAGUGUAAACAUUCCACACAUGUUCAGCAUCCAUAAUUACAAAGUCCCCACCUUCUGCGACCACUGCGGUUCCUUACUUUGGGGACUGAUGCGACAAGGCCUGCAGUGCAAAGCCUGUAAAAUGAAUGUCCAUCGGCGUUGUGAAAGUAAUGUAGCUCCUAGCUGUGGUGUCGAUGCUAGAAAAAUUGCUAAAGUGCUCUCUGAUCUCGGGGUGACACCAGAUAAGAUCUCCAACACUACCCAGCGCAGGAAAAAGUUGACUCCAGGGCAGGACCCUCAGCAACCUAUAACAGAAGCCCCCUCAUUAGAAGAGUCUGACCGAUGCAAAUCAGCUCCAACUUCACCUUGCGACCAGGCAGAGCUUGCAGAACUGGAGAGUAUCCGCAAGGCCCUUUCGUUUGGUCAGGAGCACAAGUCUUCGUCCUCUUCCACAAGCAGUGCCAUUCAGAGCUCAGCGACAGAGGGCCGGGAGAAUGGAGAACUGAAGACUGUCCAGACGAAGAGGAUGAGUCUCACGGACUUCUCAUUCAUCAAAGUGCUGGGCAAAGGCAGCUUUGGCAAGGUGAUGCUGGCAGAGCUGAAAGGCACAGAUGAAGUUUAUGCUGUGAAAGUUUUGAAGAAAGACGUCAUCCUUCAAGAUGAUGAUGUGGACUGCACUUUGACAGAGAAACGCAUUCUAGCCCUGGCUAGGAAACAUCCCUAUCUAACCCAGCUAUUCUGCUGCUUCCAGACAAAGGAUCGGUUGUUCUUUGUUAUGGAGUAUGUGAACGGAGGAGACCUGAUGUUUCAGAUCCAACGCUCACGAAAGUUUGAUGAAGCUCGUUCCCGUUUCUACGCAGCUGAGGUCACAUCUGCACUUAUGUUCCUGCAUCAACAUGGUGUCAUCUACAGAGAUCUGAAGCUGGAUAACAUUCUGUUGGAUGCUGAAGGCCACUGUAAACUGGCCGACUUUGGCAUGUGCAAAGAGGGCAUUCUGAAUGGGGUCACGACCACCACCUUCUGCGGGACCCCUGACUACAUUGCACCUGAAAUCCUGCAGGAGUUGGAGUAUGGCCCAUCGGUGGAUUGGUGGGCUCUGGGCGUUCUCAUGUAUGAAAUGAUGGCCGGUCAGCCUCCGUUUGAAGCUGACAAUGAGGACGAUCUUUUUGAGUCCAUCCUCCAUGAUGAUGUGCUUUAUCCUGUGUGGCUCAGUAAAGAAGCCGUCAGCAUUCUGAAAGCUUUCAUGACAAAAAGCCCCAGUAAGCGUCUGGGCUGUGUGGUGACCCAAGGACUGGAGGAAGCCAUCAAAGUCCACCCUUUCUUCAGAGAUAUCGACUGGGUCUUGCUGGAACAGAGGAAGAUCAAGCCCCCCUUUAAACCUCGUAUUAAAACCAAGAGGGAUGUGAACAACUUCGAUCAGGACUUUACUCGUGAGGACCCUGUGCUGACGCCAGUAGACGAUGCCAUCAUCAAACAAAUCAACCAGGAUGAAUUCAAGGGCUUCUCCUACUUCGGAGAGGAGGCUGUGUCUUAAAGUCUAACUUGAUGUCUGUCAGCACAAAUAUAUGUUAAACACACCUACAAACACUCAAAAACCCACAUCGCAUCGCAAUACAUGAACACACACUCCACAGAUGUUCUGAAGACGGGGCUCAGACCGGACAAGAGCAGAACCAUCGAUCCCUGUGUUUCAGUUCCCCUUUACUGCUGUUUUCAUUUUUUAUUAUUCUCUAAAUCUCUAAAAGAAAAAAGAAACUGUACUACACAUGGAUCUCAUCGCAGGCCUGAACAAGUUUAGCAAACCAAUCAGAAAAGCGAAUGUUUUCCAGAGCCCAAGAAGGAAGGGUCGGAACGCACUACCUUAAACCAAAAUUGACGAUACCAGUGAUUGUACUAUUUCGGACUCCAGUCAGGUCUUCAUUAUCCCUUGAUGGAAAGGUCUUGCCCUUGAGGAGGAAUUUACCCUGCAUAUGUGACAAUUGACAUGUUGUGCUGUGCAGUCAAAUGCCUUUUUGUGUAUUCAGGUGAAAUUUUGGGAGCAAUUUUCUAAAAUAUACAAAGACAUUUGUAGUAUAUAUAUAUAUAUAUAUAUAUAUAUAUAUAUAUAUAUAUAUAUAUAUAUAUAUAUAUAUAUAUACACAUCAGUGUUAUGAAGGUCCAUUUAGAAUGUUAACCUGCUGUAUAUGGGUUGUGUUAAGAAGUGUCGGCCUGAGUAGUUGUGUGCAUGACAUGUAUGUGUCCGUGUGCAUGUGUUUGCAUGAAUGAGAGCGAGAGGCCCUUGCCCUCCUGAAGCUCUUAGGUAGUUUUCAUGUUGUUUUGCAAUGGCUUUUCAUUUGUGCUCGACUGUUUAAAGACUGCAGUGUGUGCGUGCGUGUGUGUGUGUGUGUGCCGUGUCCCACCUCUAUGCAUAAUAAGGUAUAGUCGUGGACAGACGGACCAGUACCCAUAGCUGUCCGGUCAUUGUGUAUAGCAACAUGUACAUAGUAUUCACUCCAAAAGCCUGUGAAAGCUUCUUAGAGUAGGCAAUUGUUUGCAUGGUCUUGCAAGUUGUGUCGUUAUUGAGUAGCAUCAGUUUAUGGAAAGAAAAACAUGUUUUUGAUAUCUAUGUGCAAUACCCUGAACACAUUUCCCCAGUUGUUUUCUUUAUUUUUUUCAAUUGUUACGUUUCGGUUUCUCUCGUGUGUGCUGAUUUUCAUAGGUUAGAGCUUCACCAAAGGCUUUUCUCGCUCUCUUGCUCAUGCUUCUCUCUGCCGUUUUCAUGUAUAUAGUUUGCUGAAGUACAUAAGCUGUGGAAUGUAGUGGAAAAUGUGUGAGCUCUUAAUUUAUUCAAUAUACAUGUAGCUACGCUUCCCUUUUUGUCAGUAAGUCCGUUUUUUUCCCUUUGCAUCAUUUUGUGUUACUUUAUUUUAGACAAUGAAACCUUGUUACACACCUCCGUACAUCUUUUAAAGUUUUUGUUUUAAAAUUGUGUGAACCCCCUGUAGUUGAAUCAUUAACUUGUGCAAUGUGAAAGACUCUAAAGGAGUGAUGAACUAAGCGGAAAAAGGGUACAUUUCAGGCGUACUAAUUAAAACCUUCUGGAAUGUGACGACCUUUUGUUUUAGCAUUUUAAAUGGCGAUUUGAAUAAGAUGUGUUUUAUUCUUUCAAAAGUGGUUGCUGUCUUUAAACGUUUAUUUCUGUCUGAAGUUUCUUUUUGCUUCAACAUUUUGUUGCUUUUUUUUUUAAAUGUGUCUGUGGGUUGAUAACGGUAGCUAGGUCAAUGUUGCCGAUUGUCUUUGAAGCCUUUUCUCUCACAGGCGCUUUCCUGUCAGUCGCCCUCAUGGUAUCAUGCCAAAUGUCUUGUUCAGCUUUAUUUUCUCCCGUCGUUUCCUUUUUAAUUGUAAAGGAAUGAACUUGAUGUAUAGGACGCAUCCAUGGUCUGUCUUCAAAGUCAAAACAGAUUAAAUAAACUAUGAAUUACCUCUUAAAUUAAAUGCAAAGAUUUCUCUGGCUGAAUAUUGAAUAUUUGUGCAUACAGUAUUAAAAUACAUAAAUGUUUCAUAUGUAUGAUAGUGCUGUAUUAUAUACAUCUGGUAUUGGACUUUAGUUACUGUAUGGUGAAGCUUCAUGUGCACAGAGGUAUUUUCUUUUCUGGAUACACUACCUUUAUCUUGUAAGCAUUUUACUAUGUGCCAAAUGUACUGUCAUCUAAAGGAUGUGAAUGUUUUGUUUAACCUAUUAAAAACCCAAGAUGUAUGAAAAA